GAUUCUUCCUAGCAGCGAUAUCUUCGCCUCCAAGACCGCCCACUGACCACAGUGCGAGAGGCUACGAUGGCAGCCAAUACCAAGUACACGCCUGCGCCGCAGCGCGACAGCUUUGAGGAACAGCAGGCAGCACCGCAAUACUCACAAGCCCCUCCCUCAUAUCAGGCCGAACCACUGCUUGGAACACCGAGAGGCGAGGAUGAUAAUGUACCGGAUGACUUCAAGUUCGGCGGCUCCGUUGCAGAAGCCACUCUACCCAUUCGAAUGCAAUUUAUCCGCAAGGUCUACGCCAUCUUGACCGUUCAGCUCCUUCUUACAACUGCGCUCUCCUCCGUUUCCUUCUUCAGCACGCCCUUCAAGAACUGGAUCCAGACAAAUCAAUGGAUGCUCUGGGUGUCGCUCUUCGGAGCUAUCGGAUUCAUGCUAUUGACAUUCUGGAAGAGAAAGAGCUAUCCGAUGAAUCUAGCAUUUUUGGCAGUGUUCACGGGGCUCGAGGCAUACUCGAUCGCGGUCAUCACAUCCUUCUAUCAAUCGCGCAUCGUCCUGCAAGCCCUGAUCUUCACCCUUGGGAUCUUCGUCUUCCUCUCCCUCUUCGCAUGCCAAACGAAAUACGACUUCACGUCCUGGAUGCCAUAUCUCUUUGGUGCGCUCUGGGUGCUGAUCUUGUUCGGCUUCAUGGCCGCCUUCUUCCCCCAGACGAAGGGUAUUGAGCUCGGUUACGGGAUUGUGGCUGCGCUGAUCUUCAGCGGAUAUAUCCUUGUGGACACGCAGCUCAUCAUCAGACACUACCAAGUCGAGGAGGAGAUUGCCGCAGCAAUCAGCUUGUACUUGGACGUUCUCAACUUGUUCUUGGCAAUCUUGAGGAUUUUGAACAGCCAGAACAACAACUAAGAGCUGAGACAAAGUUUGAAUGGGCAUGGCAUAGAUUGAAGCAAAAAUUUGGUCUUCUCUUUGUAUGGAUGAUUACGCAAGCUGUAUCAGAGACUCUUCAGCUCGAAUGUGAUUGCCAAGCGCUUGAAAACCUCACCAGGAUGCUGCAAACAGAAUGGUGUUCGUAAUCUGUUACGGCCUCAAGCAUUAGAAAGGAUAUGAAGUUGUAGUCGACGCGUUUAAACG
Molecule: messenger RNA, 1116 nt
Organism: Pseudocercospora fijiensis CIRAD86
Lineage: Eukaryota; Fungi; Ascomycota; Dothideomycetes; Mycosphaerellales; Mycosphaerellaceae
Exons: 3
Coding region: 67-891 (274 amino acids)
Cellular component (GO): membrane
Source: RefSeq, a predicted model, not a curated record